Abrus precatorius (Indian licorice) is the source of this 3251-nucleotide messenger RNA. RefSeq lists its product as uncharacterized. Gene Ontology annotation, molecular function: RNA nuclease activity. Gene Ontology annotation, cellular component: peroxisome. The transcript has 3 exons. Gene Ontology annotation, biological process: regulation of gene expression. Bases 176 to 2065 code for a protein of 629 amino acids. The record is from RefSeq and is a predicted model, not a curated record. Lineage: Eukaryota; Viridiplantae; Streptophyta; Magnoliopsida; Fabales; Fabaceae.
AUAUUCCAAGCCCAGGGGCAAAUAUGACAAAUCACAUAUGGUGAGUUGGAGACAGUUCCUUUCCUCUAUGCAUCAAACUUUUCCGCAAUCGUAACUGUAACCACAAGUGAAGAAUCCCUUUGACUCUAUCGUACGGUAGACAGAACUAAUAAAGAAGGUUCGAGAAUUUUGCUUGAUGGGCGGGGGCGGAGGCGGAGCGACGGCGCUCGCAGAGGCGCAGUAUUCGUCGGCGAAGACGUCGGUGUGGUGGGACAUUGAAAACUGCCAUGUUCCGAAAGGGUGCGAUCCCCACGCCAUUGCGCAGAACAUUAGCUCCGCACUCGUUCGCAUGAACUACUGUGGCCCCGUUUCCAUCUCCGCCUACGGCGACACCACUCGCAUCACUGCCUCCGUUCAACACGCUCUCUCCAGCACCGGCAUAUCCCUCAACCAUGUCCCCGCCGGCGUCAAAGAUGCAAGUGACAAAAAGAUUCUUGUUGACAUGCUAUUCUGGGCAGUGGACAAUCCUGCACCUGCUAAUUACUUAUUAAUUUCUGGUGACCGAGACUUCUCCAAUGCACUUCAUCAAUUGCGGCUGAGGAGGUAUAAUAUUCUUCUUGCACAACCUCAAAACGCUUCUGCACCCUUAGUUGCAGCUGCUAAGAGUGUAUGGCUUUGGACUAGUCUUUUAGCUGGAGGACCUCCUCUUAUGAAUGGCGAAUCACAACAACUUGGUAAUAAUAGCAUCCAAUCAUCUUCUGACACCUUAUCAAUUCCAGUCUCUAAUGCUGUUCAGAUACCGCAGCACGUGGAUUCCUUCUCAGAAGUUUAUACAGGAAAUCAGAAAUUUCCAAACACCGGAAGGCAAUUUGAUUCUAGACAAAAUGGGAAAACGACUGGGAGAAAUUCAGGUAAACCAAAUGGACCCAAGGCCAUGCAUGCUGCCCCUAUUGGACUUCAAGAAAAUUGUGCCAAUAUAAACUCUUCACGACCUGGCAACUAUAGCCCUAAUGUUCCCCCAAGUGGAUCUUCCCUAAAUUUUAUUCAUAGCAACCCUGAUCAGUUGUGGGGAAAUAAUGGUAAUCUACAGAGCAAUCAUCAAAAUUCCUAUUCACAGCCAGUAAGAUCAAACAGUUUUCCUUUGCAACCUCCUUUGGCAUCAAGUAAUUCAUUUUCUUCAAUUUCCCAAACUUUUGCAACUUCAAUAGUGCCACAUAGGACUGGUGGACCCAUCCUCUCUGCAGGACCACUUACAAAUGCACCACCAGAUAUUGGCAAUCUGAACAUUUCUGGAUAUCCUAGUAAUGCUUCCUAUCCUCACCCUGUUAAACAAAGGAAUAGAGACUCUAAAAAGAGUUCUAACAGUAAUGGUUUAAAUCCUGUAAGGUCAACUGACGAACAAAAUGGACAUAUGGUACAUAGUGUACAGCAAUUGUAUAAUGGCUAUCCGCAUGGUCCAGAAUACCAACCGUCUUCAUUGGCAUCGAUGGGUAGUAAUAACCUUCCUGGAAAUGAUAUGUGGGGAUCUUCAGGAUGCACUAAACCUUCUGAAUACAUCCAAGGUCUAAUAGGGGUUGUUUUACUUGCUUUGAACACACUAAAAACUGAACAAAUUAUGCCAACUGAAUCGAAUAUAACAGAUUGCAUUCGAUAUGGAGAUCCCAAGCACCGCAACACUGACAUCAAGAAGGCCCUGGACAGUGCUAUUGAGCAGCAGAUGGUGGUUAAGCAGAAUGUAGGUGCUUUGCAGUUGUAUGUUGGUAAGAAUGAUAAGGUUUGGAAGUGUGUAAACCCAAUAGGUGGAAAUCCUAAGCAGCACUCACAAGAAACAUGGAAUGAAAUUAAAAAAUUUCUAAGUACUCCUUCUGGAAGAUCAGCGAUAAUGGGUACUCUGUGCAAGUAUGAAGCAGGUAUUGUGAUUAAGAAUAUGUGCUUGAAAAAUCAUUCUUUAGGUGAUGUCCUUCAAAUUUUGAACAUGGUGAUUACCCUUAAAAAAUGGAUGGUGCAUCAUCAGUCAGGCUGGCAACCACUUAACAUCAUUCUUGCUGAGGACAAUUCUGAUUCAGAGGUCAUAGCAUGCCCAUAACUGCAAUAGGCAUGCUGUGAAACUCAAAAUGUUACUGUCACUGAAUAUAUAUUAACAGCCAGUUGGACCAGGAAAUUAGAAAUUAUUUAAAUAAACCGCUUUUUUUAGGUAGGUAGUAACGAUGAACUAUAGUAUGAUUAGUACCUUGAAUGCUACAUCUUAUUAUUAUGAUUAUUGGCAAGAUUCUUCUGUUCUGUUCAAGGGAGAAAGAAAGUAGCUUUUGGACAAUAUAUGAAACUUGAAACAUACAGAACCCUAAAGUCUCUUUUGGUUGCUGUGGUUCCAAAUUCUCAUCCUCUAUGGACUUGUUAUCCAUCAUAGUGGAUCUAUCUUGGAAUCGGAAUCCCUUCCUCUGUAAACUCUGGCUUCCGCUCAUGUUCUGCCUACCAAAACAUUUGAGUUUUGCUUUGAGAUUGACUUAUUUGACUGAACUCCUUGGAUCAUUUGACUUAAGCCUCGUAAAUAGCAUCGAGGAUAUUGGCCAAGUAUGCAUUGCUGGCAGUAAAAGUUGGGUGAUAAUCCAGUGUUUUUCCUGUAUCACUAGAGAAAUGGUCUACCAAAUCAUAUUGUUCCGGAGAAUGUGGAAUGCAAUCCAGUAGCUUCUUGUGUGCCCUACAUUUUAUUGGUUAUAUCUUCAAAAUGUUGCAGGACUUUUAACUACCGGUCAAGCAACACUUAAAUUGCUAAAGAUUGAAGGAAACUGUACUCUUUAAGAUCCUCCCUGAAGCUCAUGGUUUACUACAUUGACACAUGCAACAAGUGUGUUUCUGGGGGAUUUUCAGUGUGAACAAUCACGUAAAUGGAGUAUUUAGAAAUGAUCAUAGAUCGUGGAACCAAAAGGUCAUCUUUUGCAGUGAUGGUGCUUAUGGAGCUGUGAUGUUUAAUGUUUUAUUAUUUAUUAUCAAAUUAGAAUCGGGAAUUUGGGUCAUUCAGUCGGGAAUUGGUCUUCCGGCCCUGCAGCCUUCUAUUUCCUGUAGUGUUAGUAACUUUUGUGUAUAAACCCAGUACAUCAUAUCUGUCUGAAUAAAUACACUGUAUAAUGUAAAUAGUUUAAGGGUAUGCUAAUCGCAUUUGAAAUUUACUUGCAACUUUUUUUUUUUGUUGGAAGUUAAUCUUGUUUGUUGCAUAAAUAGAACCUUGAAUAACGAUCAAAUCGUCUUCUUUAAUACAAAUUUUCUUGUCUUUC